AUGCAUCCCUGUCUCUACCCCACUCCUUCAUCCGCCAUCCACCACUUCUCACGUCUUGUCAUUCACCACGACACCCGUUCCCGCUGCCAUCGUACUCUCUCGUCUAUCCGUACCGUGUGGCAGUACUCGGACGUGCGUCAGGCUGGCUCGCUCACGCGCCCCGAGUUCUUCAACGCGCUGCGCCUUGUCACUGUAGCGCAGUCGGGCCGCGACCUCACCCCCGACCUCGUGCGCGCCGCGCUCAACGGCCCUGCCGCCUCGCAGAUCCCUCCUCCUCGCAUCGCGGGAGCUCCUUCUCCUGCCACUGCUCCAUCCCCCGCCACUGCUGCUCCUGCGGGUGGUGCUUCUGCCCUCCCUGCUGCUCGAGGCCCUGUUCCUGCUCCGUCUGGUGUUGCCGCUGCUGCAGCACCUGUUGCUGCCGCUGCUCCUGCUGUUGCUGCACCAUCUGCUGCAGGAGCAGCAGCAGCACCCCAGCUACCCCGACGCCCGUCGCCUACUCCCACUCGUCCCGGGAUGGGACCAGGCGCCGUUUCUGCCCCACAGCCUCUCUCCUCCUUCCCUUCUGGCCUCAGCGUAGGCUCCUCCAGCGCAGGACUAGGCUCGGGAGGAUUGACAGCCGCAGCAGCAGCAGCGGGAUUGAAGCCGAAGCAGCCUGGCGCUCUGUCAGACGUUUUCGCUGAGUUUGGUUCGUUUGAUGUUAAGUCCAAGUCCGUGCAGCCUACUAGUGCGCCUGUGAGGCGGGAGGUACCGGAGUCGUUGCAGCAGCAGCAGCAGCAAGCGCAGAUGGGGACGAUUCAGCUGCAGCAGCAGAUGGCUGCUAAGCAGCAACAGGAUCAGUUGCAGCAACAGCAGCAGCAGUUGCAGCAGCAACAACAACAGCAGUCGCAGCAGCAGCAGCAGCAGCAGCAACAGCAGCUACAGCAACAACAGGCGUUCCCACCACCACAGCAGCAGUCGGCAGGGGAGGGGAUGCCAUCCCAAGGACCUGCACCUGCUGCCGCCGCGUCCGCCCCUGCUGCCCCUUCUGCACCUACCACUGCCGGCCUCUCUGCUGCCAGCCAAAGCAUGUCCUCUAUUGCGCAGCCUCCUCCCGCCCCUGCUCCGGCUGCUGCUCCUGCCGCGCCUGCUGCUUCUGAACCCACAGCAGCAAGUUCAGGAGCUGCAGAUCCUGUCGCAGAGGUGCAGCGCUGUGCACAGGUGUUCAGUGCGGUGGACACGGAUAGAGAUGGGAAGAUCACAGGAGAGCAGGCGAGGAAGCUGCUGAUGAGCUACAAGGUCCCUAUCGACGUGCUGAAGCGGGUGUGGGACAUGGCAGACCAGGACAAGGACGGCAUGCUCACCCUGCGAGAGCUCUGCACCGCUCUGUACCUCAUCAACCAUGUGAAGGCGGGCCGACAGCUGCCGCCCACCCUGCCCCAGGGCAUUCACUUGGACGAGCAGCUGACGGGCGUGGGGCAGAUGCCAGUGCCAGCAGAAGCAGGAGACGUGGAUGCAUCCCGGCCCGUGUACCGCUCCCAGGCGCCCGACCUGGAGGCGGAGAAGGUGGCUCAGCUGGACGCGGAGGAAAGGGAGAAGCUUGAGAGCAAGCACAAGGAGGCGGAGGAGAUUGGGAAGAAGGUGUGGGAGACGGAGCUACAGAUAGCGGACUACAGGCGCAAGAUUGACUUCUACCGUGUCAAGAUGCAGGAGAUCAUCAUGUUCAAGAGCCGCUGUGACAACCGCUUGAACGAUGUCACGGAGCAAGUCGCAGCGGAGAAGAGACAUUACGACAUGCUCUGCAAGCGCUACGACGAGCGCUUCAAGGCGUCCAUGCCAGGUGUCAAGUCGCGAUUGGCCUACGAGGACAGCGUGCUCAAGGAAUUGCAGGAGCGCAAGGCGGCGCUGAUGGAGGUGGUGUCGCGAUUCCAUGCCACCACCACUGCUGACGCCUCCGACCUGCUGCAGGGCCGCGCGGACAAGCUGGGCAUGGACCUGGAGGACGCACGGAGGGCCAUGAACAGGCAGGCCAAGGACCUGGGGCUCAAAGUGCGCCCGCUGCUCGGCGCUGCCUCUGGGCCUGAUGCGUGGCGAGUGGCCCUACAGGAGAACAUGGCGGACUGUGAUGAUGACUGGGACGAGUUCAUGGACCAAGAAGGUGGUGCGUUUGUCAUAUGCCUACCUGCCCCCUCUCUCUUCUGCACUGCGUGCUCAUUUACCCUAAAUCCACUGCCCCCAUCUCUCUCACCCCCUCUCCAUUCUGCCUCCCCUGCACCCGCUUCUGGUGCUCGCCUCGCCUGGGCGUACCAACACCUGCCUGUCUUCCCUCUCCAACCCUACAUCUCCCCGUCCCCCUUCACAGGCUUCUCAGUGGUGCGAUCGCGCACAGACGACCUGCUGGGGGGAGAAGAUGAUGAGCUGGCGCCCCUCAUCCCCCUCAGCCCCAUCGACCCCUCCACCCCGUCCCCUGCCCCCUGCCCCCUGCCCUUUGCCCCUGCUGCUGCCCCCACCCCCCCCUUCACAGGCUUCUCAGUGGUGCGAUCGCGCACAGACGACCUGUUAGGGGGAGACGAUGACGAGCCGGCGCCUCUCAUCCCUCUCGGCCCCGUCACCCCCUCCGCCCCAUCCCUUGCCCCGGGUGCUGCUGCCGCUCCUGCUGCUACCCUUGGUUCUGAUGCCGCCGCUGGUGGUGCUGCUGGCGGUGCUGUGUCGGCUUGGGCCCUAUUGGAGGAGGAGGAGGAGAGGAGGGCGCGGGAGGAUGGGGAAGAAGGGGAGGGAGAGGAGGAAGAGGAGGAGGAAGGAAGGGAGGAGGGUGGGGGGGUUGGGCAGCUGGGUGGGUGGUCUAGAGGUAGUGGGAGGGGGCGGGGGGGGAUGGGCGAGGAGGAGGAGGAGGGGGGGCAUGUUGAGGAGGAGGAGCCUGAGACGCCUCAAGGCCCAUCGGCGUGGGACAACCGGUUUGGCUUCACAGCCUCAGGGGUGGACUCGCCCUCUGUCUCCCAGUCCAUGGAUUUCCAGCCCUCAGCCUUCGCCGCCCAGGACUUUGCCUCGGGAUUCGACCAUCAUUUCGAUGCCACAGGCUCGGGCUUCCGAGCCCCCAGCCAGUAUGACUCCAACUUCCGAGCCUCCAGUGAGUUUGACUCGCAUGCGCAUCCAGAAGACUCAGCUUCUGAGCAGUCAGGGCUGGGGUUUGGCCGCCCAGACGAUUACGGUGAGGUGGCUUCGGGCGGCGCUGCAGGAUUUGAUUCUGCAGCGGGGUUUGAUUCUGCAUAUGGAAGUGGGCGGGGCAGCGGUGUGUCGGCGUCGCGAUUUGAUGAGCAUGUGGGGGAGGAGGAUGCAUCGUCUGCAGACAACACACCCAUGGCAGGCGCAGGGGGACACUUUUCUCAGCGCGGGUGGGGUGCUUUCUGA
Closterium sp. NIES-65 is the source of this 3384-nucleotide messenger RNA. Lineage: Eukaryota; Viridiplantae; Streptophyta; Zygnematophyceae; Desmidiales; Closteriaceae. The record is from the annotation of a GenBank genome assembly.